Molecule: messenger RNA, 4194 nt
Organism: Cryptomeria japonica (Japanese cedar)
Lineage: Eukaryota; Viridiplantae; Streptophyta; Pinopsida; Cupressales; Cupressaceae
Product: leucine-rich repeat receptor-like protein kinase TDR
Exons: 2
Coding region: 765-3854 (1029 amino acids)
Biological process (GO): protein phosphorylation
Molecular function (GO): protein binding; protein kinase activity; ATP binding
Source: RefSeq, a predicted model, not a curated record
CAAAGGUGAAUGCAUAUAAAGAAUGUGAUUCUGGUCUCGGGUUAAGUGUGAAUGUAGUUCAGCGUGAAUGCUCUAUUGGAAAAUGCAAUUUGAUAUAUACAGUGAGUAUAUGUCUGGAUUGUAGUAGAGUGGUGUAGAAGUGGGGUGUAUGGAAUGAAGAUUAUAGAUAUAGGAAUGUCUAGAGUGAGACAUCUAUGAUGUGUAUAUGGCAGCUUUCACGUAGAAUAUUUGGCAGCAUUAAUGGGAUGGUGUUAGUUGCAGAGAUAUAGUAUGGAAGGUGCUAUAUACAUUGGGUAUAAGACGAAAAAUGGUGGCUUUAUUUUUGGGGGUGUCUAGUGGUGGAAGAUACAUGGAAGGAUUCCAAGGUGCAGAAAGGAGGAAGGGAAUGAUUGAGAUGAAGUGGGUAUUAGUGGAGAAGGUUCAGUGAAAGUGCUCUUUUGAGAAUUUGCAAUAUGGUUUAUACAGCAAGUAUAUGAUAGUAUGAAUAUAGAUGACUUCAAAAUGUGGCUGUUGCAGCAGGGACAAAGAGAAUAGUAGAGAUGAAGUGGGUAUUGGUGAGAAGGCCUGAUCCUGCAAUGAGGUUUAUACAGUGAGUAUGUGCUAGUGUCGUUCGUAUGCAAGUGCAGAGAAAAGUGUGGGAUGCAAUGGAUGUUUGGGAAUAAGGGUAAUGUAGACAUGGCAGCCUGGUGUUUUUGAGGGUAAAGAAAAGGCAGUUUCAAUAGUUACAGAAGAAUCAGGACAAAGGCAACGAGCAGAAAAACGGGAUGAUAAUGGGUAUGGAGGUCAAAAAGGUGUGUUGGAUCUCUCAUUUCUUAGUCUUUAUUCAGUGCAUUUGUCUUUCAGGUUUUGUGCAUGGGAAUGCAGUGCACGAGGAGGUUCAUGCACUUUUAGCACUUAAAUCUAACAUAAUAGACAGCUUAGGCCAUCUCUCAGACUGGCAGUACACGGUUAAUAGCACGCCUUCUGUGUCUUGUUCUUGGAGUGGAAUCAGAUGUGACAACUUGUCCAGAGUGAUCAGUCUGGACCUGUCAUACAAAAACCUCAGUGGCACAAUUUCACAAGAGGUCCAACUUCUUUCCCACCUAGUCAGCUUGAACAUCAGUAAUAACCAGUUUGAUGGGCCAUUCCCAGAGACCGUCUUUAAUGUCUCCACCCUCAAAAGCCUUGACAUCAACCACAACUCCUUUAAUGGUUCCUUCCCGGCAGGCGUUUCCAGGUUGAAAAGUCUGGUGAAUUUUAGUGCUUACAGCAAUUCUUUCACAGGCCUUCUGCCAUUGGAGUUUGUGGAGCUUCAAGACCUACAAAGCCUGAACCUGGCGGGAAGUUACUUCAAUGGAAGCAUCCCCACCAAGUAUGGCGACUUUCGGAGCCUGCAAUACCUUUACUUGUCAGGCAAUUCCAUCUCUGCCUCAAUCCCUGCAGAGCUCGGCAGAUUGCAGAAGCUCAGACAUAUGGAGAUUGGGUACAAUACGUAUGUUGGAGGGAUUCCAUGGCAGCUUGGUAACAUGUCAAAACUGGAGUACAUGGACAUCGCGUCUGCCAACCUCUCUGGUUCCUUGCCUGUUGAAUUGGGUAAGUUAAAGUUGCUAAAUUCAAUGUUUUUGUUCCGAAACAAUCUGAGUGGAUCCAUCCCACGGCAGUUAGGGAAUCUGACCAGUUUGGAGUCCCUGGAUUUGUCUGAUAACAAGCUCACAGGCCCGAUUCCUGAGGAGUUUUCAAUGCUCAGAAGCCUGAAAUUACUAGGCCUGAUGUACAACAGACUCAGUGGAACCAUCCCCAACGGCAUUGGUGAUCUAAACAAACUGAAAACUUUCCUUAUCUGGAACAACUCCUUUACAGGAUGCCUCCCAGAGCAGCUGGGUAGGAAUGCCAGCCUAGAAUGGUUGGAUACUUCAUCUAAUAAAUUAACUGGGCCUAUUCCCCCUGAUCUUUGUGCAGGAAACAAGCUAUUUAAGCUUAUACUUUUCUCCAAUCAAUUCACAGGAGAAAUCCCAUCUAGUCUUACACAUUGUUCCACUCUGUGGAGGAUCAGGAUUGCCAGGAACAAUCUUAGCGGCCAAAUUCCUUAUGGCUUUGGAAGUCUUAAAAACUUCACUUACAUGGACUUCUCAAGGAACAAUCUCAGUGGGCAUCUACCAUCUGAUCUCUGUACUGCACCUAGAUUGCAAUACAUCAACGUUUCUUAUAAUUCUCUACAAGGUGGACUUCCUCCACAAAUCUUGGCUUCCCCAGGUUUGCAAAUACUCGCAGCAGCUCACUUAAACCUAUCGGGUAGACUUCCUUCUUUUAAAAAUUGCAAUGAAGUAUACAGGCUUGAAUUACAGGGAAAUAGAUUCUCUGGUAGUAUCUCGGAAGACAUUUUUAAGUGCCAAAAGCUCGUAAUCCUUGGAUUGAACCAAAAUGAGUUGACUGGAGCGAUCCCCCCUAAGUUAGCAAGUCUUCCGAGUAUCAGUGAAAUUGAUCUGUCCCAUAAUGCUCUCACUGGAAUGAUUCCAACAAGAUUUCAAAAUUGCACUACCUUGGAGUUUUUCAAUGUCUCUUACAAUCAUCUCUCAGGACCUAUUCCUUCAGAUGGAGUUUUCAAGAACAUCAGUGUAAGCAUUUUUACAGGAAACCAAGGUCUCUGUGGUGGAGUGCUGAUAAAUUCUCCAUGUUUGGAUUCAAAUGACUUUUACCCCACUUCUUAUCCAUAUAAUACCCGAAGCACUAGUAAACCAGGUCUGGUUGUGUGGGUGUUGGGAGGAAUCUUUGCUUUUGCAGUAUUUAUUAUAAUAGUUGGCACACGAUGUUUCUACAAGCAUUAUAAAUGGUACAUUUGUGGGGACAGAUAUAUGAGAGAAGAGCAAGAUGAAGGUCCGUGGAAAAUUACUGCUUUUCAAAGGCUUAACUUCACUGUAGAAGAUGUUUUGGAGUGCCUGAAGAACAAUAACAUAAUUGGAAUGGGAUCAGCUGGUACAGUAUACAGGGCUGAAAUGCCAGGAGGUGAAAUUAUAGCUGUGAAGAAGCUAUGGAAGGUUCAGAAAGAUGGAGGAAGGCGAAAAAGAGGGGUUUUAGCAGAGGUUGAUGUUCUAGGCACUGUGAGACACAGGAAUAUAGUUAGACUGUUGGGCUGUUGUUCCAACAAUGAGGAUACUCUUCUUCUCUAUGAAUACAUGCCUAAUGGAAGCUUGGCUGAUCUCUUGCAUGGAAACAAAGAAGCAAACAUGCUUGCAGACUGGAUGACAAGAUAUAAAAUUGCAGUUGGAGUGGCUCAAGGCUUGUGUUAUCUCCAUCAAGAUUGUUAUCCUGUAAUUGUACACAGAGAUGUGAAGCCUAGCAAUAUUUUGCUUGAUGCAAACAUGGAUGCAAGAGUUGCUGAUUUUGGUGUGGCUAAGCUCAUUCAAACUCAUACAGAGUCCACAUCUGUCAUUGCGGGUUCCUAUGGCUACAUUGCCCCAGAGUAUGCCUACACACUUCAGGUCCACGAGAAAAGUGACAUAUAUAGCUUUGGAGUUGUUCUCCUUGAGCUCUUAACAGGCAGAAGGCCUGUGGAUCCAGAUUUUGGAGAUGCCCUGAACAUUGUAGACUGGGUCAAGUCAAAAAUUCAGAGCAAGGAAGGCAUCAAGGAGGUCUUAGAUCAAAAUGUUGGAGCUUCAUGUUCCUCUGUCCAAGAAGAGAUGAUGCUAGUUCUCAGAGUUGCUCUCCUCUGCACUAGCAGGUGUCCAGCUGACCGGCCUUCAAUGAGAGAUGUUGUUACAAUGCUACAAGAGGCUAAGCCCAGAAGGAAAACAGUACUUGAUCUUCGAUUCUUGCAUCAACAGAGGUCCAAUCCUCCAUCUCAGGAGAGUAGUCCACCACCAAAAACACUAGUGUAGGCAACACAGAGGAUGUGUUGGUAUAGUAAAGGAUUCAAGGAAAUGUUAGGUAUAUUGGCAUUGGAUUGUUGUUGUUCUCAUUAUAUAGAGUUCAUAGUCCUGAGCUUUUUAAGUAGAUCUCUAAGACUGCAGAUUAGUAUUAAGUUCUACUUGUUUAUAAGGUCUUUGAAAUACAUUAUACAUCCUACAAUGCAGCCUGCCAUGUGCAAGUCCUAUGCUGCAGGAUCUUCAAUCUUUGUUAUCUUUGGAUUGGUAGUGUCAUAAAUCAUUGCAAGUUCUUUCAAUCCAAAAGAGGCAAGUCCAAUCAUAUGAAUAUAUAUGAAAUACACAGUUGACUCAA